CUGCUGCAUUUCCUACAGCAUCGAGGCGUCAUCAUCCGCAUCUACCCAGGAAAGGAGGGAUCAGCGGCCGCAGCCCGGGCUUCAAUGUGAGCGGAGGGAAAUCGCCGGCGGAUCUCCUCGGAAAAGGGGGGAAGGGGCUGUAUUCGGGGGGCGCUGCAUUGGCCGCCCCUGCCCCCCUCGCUGCUGCAGUCUCAGGCCGUGUCCUCCGUGAGCCAUGAAUUCAGCAGAGCAGACCGUUACAUGGCUGAUAACCCUCGGGGUGCUGGAGUCCCCCAAGAAGACCAUCUCCGACCCGGAGGGCUUCCUGCAGGCCUCCCUGAAGGACGGGGUGGUGCUGUGCAGGCUGCUGGAGCGGCUGCUGCCGGGCACCAUAGACAAGGUGUACCCGGAGCCGCGCACCGAGGCCGAGUGCCUGGGCAACAUCAGGGAGUUCCUGAAGGGCUGCAGCCACUUCAAUCUGGAGACAUUCGAGGCCAAUGACCUGUAUCAAGGGCAGAACUUCAACAAGGUGCUGAAUUCCUUAGUCCUUCUUAAUAAAGUCACAGCAGAUAUUGGCUUGGGAAGCGACUCUGUGUGUGUCCGUCCAUCUUCACACCGGAUUAAGUCUUUUGAUUCCCUUGGGUCCCAGUCUGUACUCAGCCGCUCCUCAAAAUUAUUGCAGGGUCAAUAUCGAAGCCUGGACAUGACCGAUAACAGCAACCAUCACAUUGUGGUGAGGGCAAAGUUUAAUUUUCAGCAAACCAAUGAAGAUGAACUGUCUUUCUGUAAGGGUGAUAUAAUCCAUGUUACACGGCUGGAAGACGGCGGCUGGUGGGAAGGGACACAUAGUGGCAAGACGGGAUGGUUCCCGAGCAACUAUGUCCGAGAAAUCAAGUCUUCUGAAAAACCAGUAUCUCCCAAGUCUACAACACUGAAAAGCCCCCCGAAAGGGUUUGAGACUUCUGCAAUCAACAAAAGCUACUACAAUGUGGUGCUACAAAAUAUUUUAGAAACAGAAAAUGAAUACUUCAAGGAGAUCCAGAAUUUAUUAUCCAAUUACCUUCGUCAUUUACAAUCAAGCGAAAAGCUGAGCCCCACUAGCGUUUCUUAUUUAAUGGGGAACCUGGAGGAGAUCUGUGCUUUUCAACAGCUGUUGGUUCAGUCAUUGGAGGAUUGUACAAAAUUGCCAGAAGGACAACAAAGAGUUGGAGGUUGUUUCAUGAGCCUAAUGAAUCAAAUGAAGAGUUUAUAUAUGGCGUAUUGUGCGAACCAUCCUUCAGCGGUCAAUGUCCUUACCCAGCACAGUGAAGAGCUUGGAGAAUUCAUGGAAAUGAAAGGUGCCAACAGCCCUGGCAUUCUUGUGCUAACAACAGGCCUAAGUAAACCAUUCAUGCGUCUGGACAAGUACCCAACACUGCUAAAAGAGCUGGAACGACACAUGGAGGACUAUCAUCCAGAUAGGCCAGAUAUCCAGAAGUCCAUGACUGCUUUCAAGAACCUUUCGGCUCAAUGUCAAGAAGUGAGAAAACGAAAGGAAUUGGAAUUGCAGAUUCUAAAUGAGGCCAUCCGUGGCUGGGAAGGCGACGACAUUAAGACACUGGGUUCAGUUAUAUAUAUGUCCCAAGUAAUGAUACAGUGUGCGGGAAGUGAGGAAAAGAAUGAGAGAUAUCUGCUGCUCUUUCCCAAUGCAUUAUUAAUGCUUUCUGCCAGUCCAAGGAUGAGUGGCUUUAUUUAUCAGGGGAAACUUCCGCUUACUGGAACUUGCAUUACAAAGCUAGAAGACAAUGAAAAUCACAAGAAUGCCUAUGAAAUUUCGGGUAACAUGAUUGAACGGAUAACUGUGUCAUGUAAUAACCAACAAGAUCUACGUGAAUGGGUCGACCAUCUCCAUAAACAGACCAAGUUCACCUCUAUGACCACCCCUACAAUAAAGCCUCACUCUGUGCCCUGUCACACUCUUCCUUCACACCCGGUGACGCCUUCAAGCAAGCAUUCGGACUGCAAGCCAGCACCUCACACACCUGCAUAUCACACACUACCGCACCUUUCACACCACGGGGCACCACACAGCAUCAAUUGGAGCCCAUUAGAGCCACCUAAAACGUCAAAGCCAUGGAGCUUGAGUUGCUUGCGUCCUGCUCCUCCUCUUCGACCUUCUGCAGCACUGUGUUACAAAGAGGAUCUUAGUAAGAGCCCCAAAACUAUGAAAAAAUUACUUCCCAAGCGCAAGCCAGAAAGAAAACCAUCAGAUGAAGAGUUUGCACUGAGAAAAAGCACAGCAGCACUAGAAGAAGAUGCACAGAUUUUAAAAGUUAUUGAGGCCUACUGUACAAGUGCCAAAACGCGUCAAACAUUAAAUUCCACAUGGCAAGGCACUGACCUGAUGCAUAAUCACGUCUUGGCUGAUGAUGACCAAUCAAGUCUAGACUCCUUGGGUCGUCGCAGUAGUCUUUCACGUUUGGAGCCUUCAGACCUCUCCGAAGACUCUGACUAUGACAGUAUAUGGACAGCCCAUAGUUACAGAAUGGGGUCUACUUCUCGUUCACGCAAAGAAUCUGCUCCUCAGGUUUUACUUCCCGAAGAGGAGAAAAUUAUUGUAGAAGAAACCAGAAGCAAUGGCCAGACUGUUAUAGAGGAAAAGAGUCUUGUUGAUACGGUUUAUGCAUUGAAAGAUGAGGUCCAAGAGCUAAAGCAGGAUAGUAAAAAGAUGAAGAAAUCUUUAGAAGAAGAACAAAGAGCACGUAAGGAACUUGAGAAGCUCAUUAGGAAAGUCCUCAAGAACAUGAAUGAUCCUUCUUGGGAUGAAACCAAUUUAUAACAGUGCGUCCAGAGUCUUCCUUAUUCUGCUCAAGGGAUCAAACACUUGGACCUUGUGUUUUGUUUGUGUCUUUGUGAAAACCGAAGCACUGCUAGAUGAGAUUUAACUGGAUUGUAAUGAGACUCUCAGUUGUACUGUAUUGAAUCCAUACGUUGCUGCCUGCCUGCAGACACAUCUUUCAGCAGUUGCAAAUGUGAAGUUUAGAGAUCUGAACAAUACCAAUUGGAUGCCCUUCUGACUUCACAUGUUAAUUACCUCAUUUUGCAGAAGGAGCAGUUGCUAAGAGUCUGAUUACUUUUUUUUUUUUUUUUUUUUUAACCAGGAUUUUUUUCCAGCUGGUAUAUAGAUAUGUAUAUAGCGUUUUGAAUGCAUAUGUGAAGGGCACUAAAACCUCUUUAUACUUUUUUUUUUUUUUUUUUUUUUCUGGAUCUAAAUACUGGUCACUUGUACAUAUUUUAAAACUGCCUACCUACGCAUUGAGGGGAGAGAAAAAAAUUACUGGCUGUGUGCCAUUUACAUGCUUGAGAGAGUCGGCCAUGUGUUAAAAUAAUUUAAUUGCGUUAUUUAUGUUCAUUUGAGCAAACUAGAGUGUUUUAUAUCGGCCUAAACCAAGCAAGAGAAACAAAAACCUUUUCAAUGUUAAACUAUUCACUAACAGUUUGCCACCUGUGUUUAUACAGAUAUAUAUAUAUUUAUUAUAUUGUUUCUCUUCUAACGUGACAUGGGGGGCAUUUAAAGAUGUAUAUAUCUACAUGCAUUUUUUUUCUUUCAAUUUUUACUGUUUAACUUUCUAUAUAUACAUAUAAAAUCUUUCUUUACUGAUGACUUUAUGGAAAAGCGUAUGCAUUUUACCUUUUUUCACUGCAACCAAUUAAAUAUUGGAUAUGAACUGA
Messenger RNA from Bufo gargarizans (Asiatic toad), 3690 nucleotides. RefSeq names its product Rho guanine nucleotide exchange factor 7 (gene ARHGEF7). The record is from RefSeq and is a predicted model, not a curated record. Gene Ontology annotation, molecular function: guanyl-nucleotide exchange factor activity; protein binding. The transcript has 22 exons. The coding region runs from base 215 to 2797 and encodes 860 amino acids. Lineage: Eukaryota; Metazoa; Chordata; Amphibia; Anura; Bufonidae. Gene Ontology annotation, biological process: intracellular signal transduction.